Molecule: messenger RNA, 2601 nt
Organism: Gilbertella persicaria
Lineage: Eukaryota; Fungi; Mucoromycota; Mucoromycetes; Mucorales; Choanephoraceae
Exons: 4
Coding region: 1-2601 (866 amino acids)
Cellular component (GO): plasma membrane
Molecular function (GO): calcium-activated cation channel activity
Source: RefSeq, a predicted model, not a curated record
AUGAAUGACAUUGAUAGCUUGUUUCAAGAACAGCAGGACUUGGAGGACGAGAUUGACUUGAAAUUCAUGUUGAUCCAAAUAGGCAUCACUUUGGGAUUUAUUAUUACUGCUAUCUCCUUUUUUAGCUGUCUAAGACCGAGAUUUCCUAUUAUUUAUUCACCUAAAACAGCACUCUCAAAGACCGAUAAUCGACGACCUAUGCCACUGGGCGCUGGCUGGUUCGAUUGGAUCAAGCCUGUCAUUAAAAUCAAAGACAAUACAUUAUUAGAAACCAUUGGGUUUGAUGGAUUUGUGUUUAUUUAUUUUACAAGAACACUUCGGCGUUUAGUGAUUGUCAUCACUGGUUUUUCGAUGACUGUCUUUCUUCCUAUCAAUAUCAUCGCUGCUUACAACACAGAUUUUGGUCAUUGGCCACCUAAUCCAGGACUCAAUUUCAUGUCUAUUUCAGCCAUGAAUUAUGAAUACGGCAAAAAAAGUCAUUUAGCCAAUUUACAUUGGUAUUGGUCACCUACCAUAGCCACUUGUAUAUUUACGGGUAUUGUGCUGAUUGAAAUGAUUCGAUCUUCAGAAACUUUGAUUCAAUGUCGAAAUAGAUAUAUAGCACGAUGUCAAAAAACACCUUUAGACCCAGAUCAGGAGCUUAUGUCAAGAACAUUGCUUGUUCAAUGCGACACUCUUAUCUCAUCACAGAUAAAUACAAAGAAACAACAGCACUUAAUUGUGCCUCAUGCAGCUAUGAAACAAUGCGUGGAUAGCAUUGCACCUUGUCAACAUGCUUUGGUCGGAAAAUACAACCCUAAACUAUACGAUCUUAUUAAAGAAUACAACCAUAUUGCUCAAUCUCUGGAAAAGAACCUCUAUGACUAUCUCACUCAAUUAAGCCAAGAUUCACAUGCGAAAAGACCCGUUGUGCGUCUUAAUUGGAAGUUGACAGCAGAUGCAAUUGAUCAUUAUACAGAAAAAGCCGUUGCUUUAGACGCACUCAUCAAGCGAAACAGAAUGCGAUUGCAAAACUGUCAUUAUGGCUGGGCCAUUUAUCCUACUCGAUCUGCUGCUUAUUCAGCCUAUCGCUCACUACAAAAACAUAAUUCUAUACGUGUUCAAUUUGUACCUCAACCACAAGAUAUUAUCUGGUCAAAUAUGAACAUUGAUCCUCAUCAACGACAACUCAAACGUUGGUUUGGACAUGGCUUGUUUUCCUCGAUUGUGUCUAUCUGGGCUAUUCCUAUUGCAGCACUGGCUGUCUGUUCCAACUUGAUCAAUUUCAUUCGCUUGUUUCCUCAAUCCAAAAAGAAGAUUGAUGAUUGUCAAUUAGCUAUGGGUCUCUUUCAAUCGUAUUUUACACCUUGUCUCAUGGUCGUAUUUCAUGUUGGUCUGCCUCGUAUCAUGAGCUAUAUUUCUCGACAACAAGCUUAUAAGACAGAGACGAUGGUAGAGCGUAAAACUCUCGGUAAACUCUAUUUGUUCUUUAUUGUGAACAAUAUGAUCAUUUUCACCUUGGUCAAUAUGAUGAUUGGUAUCGCAGGUCAGAUUGCUGCUUUGAUGGUCUUAGGUAGUUCUCAAAAAUACUCGGAUUAUUUAAUGCAGAUUGCCAAAAACAUGACAGAUGUAUCUACCUUUUGGAUUAACUAUGUCUGUAUACGAUCAGCAGGAGCCUUGUUUGAUUUGUUGCAAUUGCCUUCGUUGUAUGCGUUGCUCAAGAAGAGGAAACUAGAAUCACCACCCGUAUUUUGUUUUGCUAAAAACUAUAGUCUUGUCCUCUCGUUUUUUACGGCUACUUUGGCGUUUUCUGUGGCAUCACCUAUUGUACUUCCUUUUGGCUUGUUGUAUUUCUGUUUGGCCACUACCACUUUUAAAUACAAGAUGACAUACAUUUAUGUGACCAAGACAGAGACAGGAGGUUUGACUUGGCCUUUAUUGUAUCGUAUUGUGAUACUGUCCUUGCUUGUAUUUCAAAUCAUUAUGAUCUUGAUCCUUAGUUUAAUGGAAGGUAAAGAUCAACUCUAUGGGCUGAUUCCAUUGCCCUUUGUCACAUUGGUAGUGGGUGCUCUGUAUAUUUGUCGAUUAUAUCGUAAGAUGGAUAUCAAGACAUGGACUUGUGCUUCUCAGCCUAUUCAAGAUGAAGUGGCUCUGUUAAAUACUGUGUAUGCUGAUCCUAGUCUAUCUCAACCUCUUAUUAAACCUAGUAUACCAAAGCAUCUUGAACACCUUGUUCAACAAGUGUAUCGACAUCAUGCACAAUAUGACAAAAUCAUCAAGACAUUGUUUACUCCACCUCUUCCCAAAAGUACUGCCCAAAAAGAGCCACAAGAAGAGUCAGAAGAACUGAUUAUUAUACCCACAUCCCCUUCAUCCGAACAAGUGAAUGUUUUGUCUUCUGUUGAUCAUUAUCAUGAAAAGACAGAGAAAGCUAUACAACCCUAUCCUCAUGAACCAAGUACUAGUUAUCAUGAUCCUAACGUAUUCUAUACACCUAUUGAACCCUCUGCCCCCAUACUCGAACAUAUCGUUCCUCCUCCUACUUAUACAGAUGUAGUCAUUACACCUCGUAUCAAUCAAAUUCAAACCAUGCCUCAACAAAAGAGACGCCAUUCUGCAUAA